GUAACAAGUUCAGCUUUGCACCCCGUUUUGAUUGGGGUUGUGCGAUUCUGGCUAUCUUCAACAUCCUUCUUGCUGUUGUUGCUAUGACUAUUGGUGAUGGGAAUCCGUGUCCCGAUGAAGGUUUAGGUUUCGGCCUUGCUCUAGUCUGUGUCUUCUUGCUCGGUUUUGGCCAUGCGUUGAUGGAGUCUUCUUCCUUCGGUCUGGCAGCUCUUUGUCCACAAUCGUGCAUGAUCGCGGAUAUGACUGGUGAAGGUGUGGCCGGUUUGGUUGGUUGGCCUAUCAAUAUGUUGCUACAAGUCAUUUUUGAUGCUGGUAAUGUACGUCGUCAGCCAGAGUGGCAGUGCCUGGUCUUUUUCUGCGUUACUUCUGUCAUUACUGUUUUUGUUAUACCUAUGUAUCGAUGCAUCACCUCCAAGCACCCUUAUAUGAGAGAGGUGUUGAAGAUCGAGGAGAAGCGUAAGACGGCCAGUUUGAAAACCCGUCAGACUAGACGUCCGGUUGUUUACAUCGUCAAGGAUAUCUUGCCUAUGGCAUUAUGUGCAUGGGGUACCAUGGGUGUCACUUUCGUGGUCUUCCCUGCACAAGUGUCCUAUUGGAAGUCCGAGGAUCCUAGCAAUACUGACUUCGUAGCGCAUGUUAUCUACACCUUCCAGGUUGUGGAUACCAUCGGACGUUUCGCGCCGAGUUUGAAGUUCGACAUGCCUGAAUG
Molecule: messenger RNA, 709 nt
Organism: Perkinsus marinus ATCC 50983
Lineage: Eukaryota; Perkinsozoa; Perkinsida; Perkinsidae
Exons: 1
Biological process (GO): nucleoside transmembrane transport
Cellular component (GO): plasma membrane
Molecular function (GO): nucleoside transmembrane transporter activity
Source: RefSeq, a predicted model, not a curated record